Komagataella phaffii GS115 is the source of this 2904-nucleotide messenger RNA. RefSeq lists its product as uncharacterized. The record is from RefSeq and is a predicted model, not a curated record. Gene Ontology annotation, cellular component: spliceosomal complex; intracellular anatomical structure. Lineage: Eukaryota; Fungi; Ascomycota; Pichiomycetes; Pichiales; Pichiaceae. The transcript has a single exon. Gene Ontology annotation, molecular function: ATP binding; RNA binding. Bases 1 to 2904 code for a protein of 967 amino acids. Gene Ontology annotation, biological process: mRNA splicing, via spliceosome.
AUGGUUAUAAAGCCAAAAACCAAUAACAGAAGAAAGAUCAGUAUUGAUUUUAACGACGAUGAAGGGUCAAGUUCAUUAGAUCACCCAGGCACAAGGGAGUCACCGUCUACCUCAUCUACCUCAUCGCCUACAAGACCAGUGUUUAAGAAGAUAAAGAAACAAGAAGCGCAAAGGAUCAAGGGGUUCCCCAGUAAGCAUCAGAGUCAGGUAAAUAAGUUAACUAGCCUGAAUAACGUGAAGAAUAACGGAGAUGGGGCAAAUAGACCCUCUACCAUGUUGAAGCCAAAACUGUCGCUUCAGGAACUGGCUUCAAAAGAGAAACAAACUUAUAAGAAUGAUAAUGGAUACCAACAGGGCUCACUUUUGAAUAAAGAAGACGAGGACAAUGAUAACUUUUCCGACACCUCUUUGGAUAGGGAAUGGUACACUAACGAGAGAGCGAAUCACUAUGAAGAUCUAGAACUGGAGACUAACAAUAAAGCCACCAGGAAUAGAACUUCUCUAGAUACGUUUGACCCCUUUGAAGACGAUCCUGAAGACUAUGAAAAUCAUCGACAACAGCAAAUUGUAUCACAUCAUUUGAUACCCCCUUUCUUAGAAGAUGAGCAGAUCAUUGCCAACCAAAAGGCAGAAAUAUCAGUUAUACGAGACCCCGAGGGUCACCUAGCUGCCGCAGCUAGGAGAGGUAGCAAUCUAGUGAAUGAGCGAAGAGUCCAGUCAGUUAUCAUGAAGAAGAACAAUGAAGUCAGCGCUGUCAAGGGUACAAAGCUGGGAAAUGUCAUGGGUAUUAAAGACAAAGAAGAGAAGAUAGAACAUAAGAACUUUAUUGAAGCGAUGGAAGAUUCAAGCUCUCCUCUUGAUAUCGCAGAACAAAGACGUUGUCUGCCUGCAUUCACUGUUCGUGAGGAUUUGAUUCGAACCAUAAGAGAGAAUCAGAUAGUAGUCGUAAUUGGUGAAACAGGUAGUGGUAAAACUACGCAAUUAACACAGUUUUUAUAUGAGGAAGGAUUCUAUAAGAGAGGGAUAAUUGGUUGUACUCAGCCUAGAAGGGUGGCUGCCAUGUCUGUUGCUAAAAGAGUCAGCGAAGAGAUGGGAGUCAAACUCGGAAAUGAAGUGGGUUUCACUAUCAGAUUUGAGGACAGGACGAGCCCCAGGACAAUGAUCAAAUAUAUGACUGAUGGUGUACUCCUUCGUGAGACACUGCUAGAUUCUGGACUAGAGAAAUACUCCUGUAUUAUCAUGGAUGAAGCUCACGAGAGAUCGUUGAAUACUGAUAUUCUUCUCGGAUUAUUCAAAAAGAUCCUGACUAAGCGAAGAGAUCUAAGACUAAUAAUAACUUCAGCUACUAUGAAUGCUUCCAGAUUCUCCGAGUUUUUUGGAAAUGCUGACACUUUUACUAUUCCUGGAAGAACGUUUCCGGUAGAUAUCCAAUUCUCCAAAUAUCCAGUAGCAGACUAUGUCGAUGCGGCUAUAAAGCAAGUACUGAAAAUUCAUUAUGGUAAAAAACCAGGUGAUAUUUUAGUAUUCAUGACUGGUCAGGAAGAUAUCGAAGCAACUUGUCAGGUACUACAAGAAAGAAUAGAAGAGAUAGAAGAAGAUGCUGAAAACAAGAAUCCUCUGUCAAUACUACCCAUAUAUUCUUCUUUGCCAGCAGAUCUGCAAGCUAAAGUGUUUGGAAGAUCUGAAGUUCGAAAGUGCAUUGUGGCAACGAAUAUUGCCGAAACUUCUCUGACUGUCGAUGGGAUUGUAUUUGUUGUAGAUGCGGGGCUCUGUAAGCUGAAAGUUUACAGUUCGAAGCUGGGGAUGGACAUACUUCAAUUAGCACCCAUAUCAUUUGCUCAAGCAAACCAAAGAUCUGGUAGAGCAGGCAGAACGGGACCAGGUGUGGCAUAUCGGCUUUAUACUCUAACAGAGGCAGAAAAAGAGAUGUACGUACAACCAAUUCCAGAAAUUCAAAGAACCAAUCUAGCUAACACGUUGCUACUGAUUAAAUCAUUAGGAGUAGAUAAUUUGUUAGACUUUCCAUUCAUUGAUCCACCUCCCCACGCCACGAUCUAUUCUUCAUUGUAUGACUUGUGGUGUUUAGAUGCCAUAGAUAAUCUCGGUGCACUUACAGACUUGGGUCAUAAAAUGACCUCCUUCCCGAUGGAACCAGUGCUUUCCAAAAUGUUAAUCAAAUCUCAUGAGUUCAAGUGUUCUACUGAGAUGUGUAUAAUUGUUGCCAUGCUGUCCGUCCCCAAUGUGUUUUAUCGACCAAAGGAGAGACAAAAAGAAAGUGACAGAAGUAGGGAAAGAUUCUUCAUUCCUGAGAGCGAUCAUCUUACUUUACUGAAUGUUUACAACCAGUGGUUGAACCACAGAAACUCAGCUCGUUGGUGCGUCCAGAACUUUCUUCAUGAGAAGUCUUUAAGACGAGCUCAAGAGAUAGAACUUCAGUUGCAAUCAAUCAUGAUGCAGCAAGGCAUGGCUUGUCGAAGCAUUGGCAGACAGUGGGAUCCGAUACAGGAAUGCAUUUGCAGCUGUUUAUUUGUCAAUGCAGCUCGGUUCAAAAAGUUUGGGGAAUACACAAACCUAAGAAGUGUUAUGUCGAUGGUCCUUCAUCCAACUUCCAGUCUCUAUGGUACAGCUGAUUUACCUGAAUAUGUCGUGUUUCAAGAGUUGCUGUUAACAUCCAGAGAGUACAUGAAUGUGGUUACAGCCGUGAAGCCUGAAUGGUUAGCAAAAUACGGAUCGGUUUUCUACUCCGCUAGGAGUGACCACGAAGCAGUAUUGUCCCGUCUCAAAGAAGCUAUGGACGAUGCGAAAAAAAAAUGGAAUCAAUUAGAGACUUCCAAAACUCAGAAAGUCGUUACCAAUGUUCAACCUAAAGGACAAAUAGGAAUACGCAGACCCCGAAGGGUUUGA